UCUUCUACUUCUCUGCUGCUGCAUUUUCAUCAUCUUAACUUCAACACCUCUCUCCGGGUUGCGAAGAAUCGCAAUGACGAACUCCAUGGCCCCCCCUCCCCCCAUAAACCCUAAUUUACCAGAUACCGCCCCUUCAAUGCCUCCUCCUCCCGACUCAACAGAACCCCAACCUCCGCCGCCGCCGCCUCGCGAUUCGCUCAAGCCUCCCUCUCAGGGUGCUGAGGUUCCUUACAAGAUUCCCCCGUGGAGCGCUGCCCCCUGUCACCAGUUCUACCUGGAGGUUCUCAAGGACGGUUCCAUCAUCGACAAAUUCGACGUGUGCGAGAAAGGAGCUUACAUGUUCGGCCGAUUGGAUCUCUGCGACUUCGUGCUCGAGCACCCCACUAUUUCUAGGUUUCAUGCUGUUAUUCAGUUUAAGAGAAGUGGUGAUGCAUAUCUCUAUGACCUUGGGAGUACUCAUGGAACUUUUUUGAACAAAAAUCAGGUGGAAAAGAACACAUAUGUUGACUUGAAUGUUGGUGAUGUCAUUCGAUUUGGCAGGUCAUCUCGCAUGUUCAUUUUUCAAGGACCACCUGACUUGAUGCCUCCUGAAACUAAUGCAAAACUUAUGAAAGAAGUGAAGAUGCGGGAAGCAAUGCUAGAUAGGGAAGCUUCAGUGCGAAGAGCAAGACAGGAAGCAUCCCUUGCUGAGGGUAUAUCUUGGGGCAUGGGUGAGGAUGCUAUUGAAGAAGAAGAGGACGAUGCUGAAGAAGUAACGUGGCAGUCAUACAAAGGACAACUUACAGAGAAACAGGAAAAAACCCGUGAGAAAAUAAUCAAAAGGAUGGAAAAGAUUGCUAAUAUGAAGAAAGAAAUAAAUUCUAUACGAGUUAAAGACAUUUCUCAGGGUGGAUUAACUCAAGGUCAACAGGUUCAAAUUGCUAGGAAUGAACAGAGAAUAACGCAGAUAUUGGAAGAAGUCGAGAACUUGGAAGAGACAUUGAAUGAUAGUAUUAGAGAGAGCCUUGGUGCACGUACAGGAAAAAUGUCUCAUGGCAAGAAGAAAGGCGCAAUUGAAGAAGAAGAAGAAUAUGUUAGUGAUGAUGAUGAAUUUUAUGACCGUACCAAGAAAAAGCCUUCACAUCAGAAACUUGGUGACAACCAAUCUGUUGAGACUGCAGAUACUCUUCUUGAUAAGAGAGAUGCCAUCACCAAUGAAAUGAAUGAAAAGAGAGAGUUGCUUAUGAUUGAAAAGAACAAUAUGUUGUCAAAGUCAAAGAGUGCUACCCAAGAUGAAGUUGAUGACUCACUUGAUGCGUACAUGUCAGGGCUGUCAUCUCAACUAGUGCAUGAUAAAAGUGUGCAACUUGAAAAGGAAUUGUCAACUCUUCAGUCUGAGCUUGAUAGAGUAUGCUACCUGUUGAAGAUUGCUGACCCAACAGGAGAAGCUUCCAAGAAGCGGGAGUUGAUGGCUCAAGAACCCAAACCAAAAAAAUCUGAAAAUAUCUCUAUCGUCAAGAAGAAGCCACCUGUAGAAGCACAGACAAGCACUGAGCCUUGUGCAAAGGCAGAUAACAGGAAAGUUAAGAAACCACCUGUGGAAACCCAGAUUAGGGAGACCUCUGUCAAAUCAGAUGACUGUAUAGAAGGAGAAAAAGCUAUAGCUGCAACAUCGGGUUUAGACAAGUCAGAACCUAGCCGUGACAAGUUGGAGGCUGAGAAUGUUGUAUUUGCUGUACCAAAGCCCCAAUGGCUUGGAGCUGUAGAGGAUAGAGUUGCAGAUGAUACCCAACAGUCGAUGCCCUCACUGAACGUGGGUGACACUGACGAGUCCAAUCAGUUUGUGGACUACAAGGACAGGGGCAAAAUUUUGGGCAGUGGUGAUAGUUCAAAGGCUUCAGCGGAAUUUAAAAUUGAGUCUGCUGCUGGUCUAAUUUUAAGGAAACGGAAGCAAGUUGAGACAACCGCGGCAAAUAGUAAUGACACCUCUCAACAACUGACAUCUUCCACGUCAGGGGAAAAAAUGGCUGAGGAUGCUGUGGCACUACUAUUGAAGCACAAUAGGGGGCUGUAUACUGAUGAGGAGGAGGAAAGAAGUGAAGCCCAAGAAAGGAGGGGCCCUAAACGAGUGCUUGGGCCUGAGAAACCGUCCUUCUUGAAUAAUGAGAUGGAUUAUGACUCGUGGAUUCCACCUGAAGGACAAUCAGGUGAUGGACGUACUUCCUUGAAUGAUAGAUUUGGCUACUAAGGUCGGUUGAUGUGAACAUUUACCUAUGUAUAUUGGCGAGGGAGCAGACAUACUUACUCAGCAUUGAUGCACUUAAAAGCAGGGUUUUGGUUAAAUAUGACUUUCAGUGACUUCAAAUCCCUUUUAAAGAAGUGAAAGGAUGAUGAAGUUUGUUGGUGAAAAGACUGAUGUAGCAGACACAUGGCGGCUCGAAAAGCUUUUUAAAUGUAGUGACAGACAGAUGAACUUCACUGAUACCGUUGUCAAAUGCUUGCCGCAUGUUCUUAGUAGAGGUUUGAAUGAGGCAGGCUACGCCAUUCCUGUUCUGAUUAUAAAUAACAAAGCAGUUUAGACCCAAAACUCAUGCUACUGUCCUUUGGAAUGUAAUGCCUGCUUUGAUGCCAUUAUAAAAUGUCGGUGCUUUUCA
Vigna angularis (adzuki bean) is the source of this 2633-nucleotide messenger RNA. RefSeq lists its product as uncharacterized. Gene Ontology annotation, molecular function: protein binding; mRNA binding. Bases 74 to 2227 code for a protein of 717 amino acids. Lineage: Eukaryota; Viridiplantae; Streptophyta; Magnoliopsida; Fabales; Fabaceae. The transcript is spliced from 11 exons. The record is from RefSeq and is a predicted model, not a curated record.